AUGUCUCUUCCAUACGCAGCAGACGCAGAGACAUCGCUCUCUCCGUCGGAGCUGCAGGUGCUCAAGUCACAGUACGAGACAGAACUGGCUUCAGGUCACGUCACCACACAGACCAAGUUCAACUAUGCAUGGGGUCUGGUCAAGAGCAAACAAAGGGCCGAGAUGAGCAUUGGUGUGGGUCUUUUGACAGAAAUCUAUCGCUCGGACCCACCAAGAAGACGAGAGUGCCUCUACUACCUGUCGCUCGGGCACUACAAGAUGGGCAACUACGAUGAGGCUAGAAGGUUCAAUGCGCUUCUGAUCGAACGAGAACCCAACAACCUGCAAGCACAGAGUCUCAAUCAACUCAUCGAAAAGGGAGUCGCUCGAGAGGGCUACAUCGGUAUGGCAUUGAUCGGCGGUGCUGCUGCGGUAGCUAGUAUCGCCAUCGCAGGCCUCAUGCGUCGCGGACGUCGCUAA
Mycosarcoma maydis (corn smut) is the source of this 459-nucleotide messenger RNA. RefSeq lists its product as uncharacterized. Gene Ontology annotation, biological process: autophagy of mitochondrion; mitochondrial fission; peroxisome fission. The record is from RefSeq and is a predicted model, not a curated record. Lineage: Eukaryota; Fungi; Basidiomycota; Ustilaginomycetes; Ustilaginales. Gene Ontology annotation, cellular component: peroxisomal membrane; mitochondrial outer membrane. The transcript has 3 exons. The coding region runs from base 1 to 459 and encodes 152 amino acids. Gene Ontology annotation, molecular function: protein binding.